UCCGAAACGAAACUCUAAUUUGUAGUUAACUCCCCUUGAUCAGCAUUUUGGGGACGUAUUUUGUAGCAGAUAUGACGAAUUAUUUAAAGAUAUAUUCGGCGGGACGUUCAGCCCAUCAAAUACUAUGUCAUUCUACUCGUGCUACAUCAAUUGUUCCCAAUAGAUCACUAUGGAAGGAUGUAAGUCCUCCUGAGCCUAGCAUGAAGUGGGCUGAUAUCACAGAUCGAGCCGCAAGAACAACCUUCUGGGGAGAAAUGAUCGGUGGUCUUGCACUUGUCUUUGGUCAUCUUUUCAAAGAGCCUGCCACAAUCAACUACCCUUUCGAGAAAGGCCCACUCAGUCCACGAUUUCGUGGGGAGCAUGCUUUACGCAGGUAUCCAUCUGGAGAAGAAAGAUGCAUUGCUUGCAAGCUUUGUGAAGCUAUUUGCCCAGCUCAGGCUAUUACCAUUGAAGCUGAACCACGUGCUGAUGGCAGUCGUAGAACUACCAGAUAUGAUAUUGAUAUGACAAAAUGUAUUUAUUGUGGAUUCUGUCAGGAAGCUUGUCCUGUUGAUGCAAUCGUUGAGGGUCCCAAUUUUGAGUAUUCCACUGAAACUCGAGAAGAAUUACUUUAUAAUAAAGAAAAGUUACUUUCAAAUGGUGACAGAUGGGAACCUGAAAUAGCUGCUAAUCUCCAGGCUGACUAUUUAUACCGAUAACUAGUUUAGUACUAGUUUAGAUUACCCCUGACAGCAUGAGUUGGUAACUUGUUUCUUUUCUAGAUGGAGUUCAAUAGGUUGACAUUUUGUACUGUACUUAUGCAUAUGAAAAUACCUUGUACAUUAAAUUUCAUUAUUGCAAAUAA
This is a messenger RNA of Octopus bimaculoides (California two-spot octopus), 844 nucleotides long. RefSeq names its product NADH-ubiquinone oxidoreductase subunit 8. NCBI's taxonomy places the organism in Eukaryota, Metazoa, Mollusca, Cephalopoda, Octopoda, Octopodidae. Gene Ontology annotation, molecular function: 4 iron, 4 sulfur cluster binding; NADH dehydrogenase activity. The record is from RefSeq and is a predicted model, not a curated record. Gene Ontology annotation, biological process: mitochondrial respiratory chain complex I assembly; mitochondrial electron transport, NADH to ubiquinone. Gene Ontology annotation, cellular component: membrane; respiratory chain complex I.